Messenger RNA from Perca fluviatilis (European perch), 3406 nucleotides. Its product is annotated as 52 kDa repressor of the inhibitor of the protein kinase-like. The record is from RefSeq and is a predicted model, not a curated record. Lineage: Eukaryota; Metazoa; Chordata; Actinopteri; Perciformes; Percidae.
CAUCGUCCUGCAAAACGAUAUACUCCAAAUUCAACCGUUGUGUGAUUGUAAUCCUGAAUCUACUCUAAACUGUUUGAUAGUUGUUCAUGGGAACGCCUAUCAGACACUAUUCGAGGUCACAUACGUUGUUUGUUAGCGUUAGAAAUCACCUGCGUCCACAAGACUCUCCAAACGAAAGCGCCAAAGUAAGCAGAUGAUAAAAUAGUCAGCUAAAUCAGCUAAGCUAACUACCUAGCUUGAAGCAUGCCGAAUUUUUGCGCGGCCCCUAACUGUACACGGAAGAGCACACAGUCAGAUUUGGCAUUUUUUCGGUUUCCACGGGACCCUGAGAGAUGCCGAAUCUGGGUAGAGAACUGCCGCAGAGCAGAUCUAGAGGCGAAAACAUCAGACCAGCUGAACAAGCACUACAGAUUAUGUGCCAAACACUUCGACCCAGCAAUGGUUUGUAAAACGAGCCCCUACAGGACUGUAUUGAAGGAUACAGCCAUUCCAACCGUGUUUGACCUGACAAGCCAUCUAAAAAAUCCUCAUACCAGACAUCGCAAGCGGAUUAAAGAACUUACUGAAGAAGAUUUAAGGAAGAUUAAAGAAAGGCGAUUGGCAUCUUCCAUUGAACAGCUUUCCUCCAAAAAAGAUGCCGCCAUUGAGGAUAGCACGAGCGCCAACGAGGAUGAACCGCAACUGUCCACAGAGGAGAAGGAGUUCCGCGAAUACCUGCGAUCCCUGUUUGAGGUUGUGGUCAUGUUAGGGAAACAGAGUAUCCCAUUAGUGACUGGCAAGGCGUCUGAAGCCGAACACGUGUCCAACAACUUCCAGGCCGUUCUAGAUUACCGCAUGAAUGCCGGAGAUGAAGCUUUGAGGAGGCGCUUUCAGGCGACCGCUGUGAACACAGAAUACCUGUGUGCAGUCCAGCAGAGCCAGCUGUUGGACGUCUGUGAGAAUACAGUGAGAGAGGAGAUGCUGAUGGAGGUGAGGGAGAGUCGCUUCUUCUCCCUAGUGACGGGUGGCCUGGUCGAAUUUGCCGACGAGAAACACCUGCCUCUGUUUUUACGCUUUGUGAAUCAGCACAACGUCCUGCGAGAGGAGUUUUUGGACUUCAUGUCGUUUGGCGGGGAUGAGGCUGCGCUGGUGGAGAGGCUGGAGGCCCACCUGACUGACCGUUGGGGGCUCAGCAUGGAGGACUGCCGUGGUCAGGCCCACAAGGCCACCGGGACGUCCACCACCAAGAUGAAAGCUGUGGCAGUAUUACUGAUGGAGAAGUAUCCCCUGGCACUGCAUCUGCCUUGCUCUCAUACGGCACUGAACAUCCACCUGGCCAACAAUCUUCCUUUUCCCAAUGUCCAGGUCGUCAUGGAGACUCUGCGAAGGAUCGGCGCUUUCUUCACGACCCCGUUUACUCAGGACGAGCUCGGAGCCAUCUAUACUCACUACCAGAAAAACGAAGAGAAAGGAACCGCGGUGAAGGAAGCCUCCGGCCCAGGAUGGACCGAGCAGCACAACGUGUUUGAUGUGCUGCUGGAUAUGUUGCCGGCCCUGCUGCUGUGCAUGGACCGCAUUCGGGACAACGGCGACGGCAAGUUUGCCGACGCCGUCGCAGCAGACGCGUACGCAGUCACGGAAACCCUGUCCGACUUUGAGAUCGUCGUCACCGUCGUCAUCCUGAAGAAUGUCCUCACCUUCACCAGAGCCUUCGGGAGGAAUCUCCAAGGGGAAACGCUCGACGUGUUUUUCGCCGCCAACAGUCUAACCGCCGUGCUGCAUUCGCUAAACGAGGUCAACGACAACAUCGACGUCUACCACGAGUUCUGGUACGAGGAGGCCGUGAGCGUGGCCAACGUGAUGGGGGUUCCCGUGAAGGUGCCGAGGCUGUUUCUCCGGAAACAGCGUGCAGCCGACGUGGGCGAAAUCCAAGCCGAGGCGUACUUCAAGGAGUACGUGACGGUGCCCGUUAUCCAUGGCGUCAUGCAGGAGGUGGAGGACAUGUUCUCCGAGACCAACCUCAAAGCCCUUAAGUGCCUGUCGCUGGUCCCGGCCGUCAUGGGCCAAAUGAAGUUCAACACCACCGAGGAGAACUACGCCGAAGUCUACCGCAACGACCUGCCCAACCCGGACACGCUGCCCGCCGAGCUUCACUGCUGGAGAAUCAAGUGGAAGCACAGGGGCAAAGAGGUGCGCCUGCCCACCACCAUCCACGAAACCCUUCAGCUGCCAGACGUCAAGUUCUUUCCCAACGUGAACUCCUUCCUCAAGGUGCUCGCCGCCCUGCCAGUUCUGAAGCUGGAGGACGGCAAAAGUGACACGGCGAGCGAGCGGCUGCAGGCUUAUCUCGACAGCACGCCCGCCGAGCAGUGGAACAAGAGUCUCGCGAUGCUCAACAUUAACACUCGCGUCAAACACGACCUGGAUGUCAUGGUAGACAAAUAUUGCAGACUCUAUUCAGAGGAUGAUCCUGAACCUGAACCCGAAGCCGAAGCAGAGGCCGAGCCCGAGCCCGAGGAAGUGGCUGAGGAAGAUGCUGCGAUGAAAUGAUGUGGCACGGACACUGAAUUCGCUAAAGGUGUUCUGGGACAAAAAGAAAAGAAAUGUAUGUUAUCAGUCAUAAAUGCAUCCUCCCUCAUUUAUGUUUUGGUGUACGUACACCUAGAUAUACGUACUGAGGAUUUUAACGCAGAGGAUUACAGGUAACGGAUGCCAUUUGUGUUCAGUCCCUGAGGUUUCCAAGAAAAAAAAGAAAUGGCCCUUUUUCUUAUUGUAUGUUGUUAAAACAAUACCUCAUGGAGACUCAAUAAAAAAAAAGUGCAACACCACAAAAUGUUUGGAGAUGUAAGACUGUCAGGGGCGCGAUCUGUAAAUAUUCAAAGUUCUGAGUCCUUGUCAGGCUGUUUUUUAACAUGACUAGCCUCCUCUGUAAUGAUGCUGUGAUCUUAAGGAAAGUAUUUUGUAGCCUUUUUAUUUUAUUUGUUGCAUUUGGUAGAUGCGUUUUCUUUUUGUAAAAACCGUAACGGCCAUAAGCGUCUCAUUCACUAUUAACUUUUCUCCAUCGUGGGCUUCUGAUUGACAUGAGGAAGCCAGGUGGCCCUGUUGAUUCCUCUCCACUGACUGUGAGGCAGAAGGAGCACAAGAGGGAGCAGUUACACCAAUAUCAGCUGUUCUGUAAAUUCAUGCUCAGUGAGAAGACAUUUCUUUUCAUAAACAAAAAGUGUAUACUGCUGGUGUGACAUAUUUUGGAUAGUUAAAAAAGGCCAGUAUGUUGAAAGUAUACAUGUACAUUUAAAGGGUACAUUCACAUUGACACAGCAUUUGAUCAAAUCAAGAAAAGAAAAAAAUUUGACACAACUCUGAAUGUAGAAGUAUUUUUAUGUUAUUGUGGUCAAUAUGUAGGCUAUGGCAAGAUGGGGCUUUUUUU